Messenger RNA from Adineta steineri, 1376 nucleotides. Lineage: Eukaryota; Metazoa; Rotifera; Eurotatoria; Adinetida; Adinetidae. The record is from the annotation of a GenBank genome assembly.
AUGACUGAAUUCGUUCAAUCAAUUAAUCAAGGAAUUCCGAAUCUUCAACUUGGAUCAAUGAAUGAUAUAGAUAAUUUUGAUAUAGAUCGAUUAAAUAGUUCAUUAAAAUAUGAUGAUAAUCAUAUUUCUCAACCUAUCAUUGAAAAUAAUAAAGAAACAAAAAAAUUGAAGAAAAAAAAAGAAAAAGAACAACAAUCUCAAUCGAACAAAAAAAUAAUCAAUAUGCAACCUGUUCAGAAAUCUAAAGCACGAAUUAUUUUAUUAGAUGAUACUGAAGAAUAUGUUGCUUUGAAUAAAGAGGAUACGGGUAAAAUGUUAUAUACUCGUGUAUGUGAUUUAAUACGUUUAGAAGAAAAGGAUUAUUUCGGUUUAAAUUUUAUUGAUAAUGAAAAUAAUAAAUGUUGGCUUAAUAAUGAUAAAUAUGUUAAAAGCCAAUUGAAAGGUAUUCAUGCAAUAUUUUAUUUACAAGUUAAAUUUUAUCCACCAGAACCAAUUUUACUUCAAGAAGAUAUUACGAGAUAUCAAUUAUGUCUUCAACUUCGACAAGAUAUUCUUUCCGGAAAAUUACCUUGCUCAUUUGUUACUUAUGCUCUAUUGGGUUCAUAUACAGCUCAGGCUGAAUUAGGAGAUUAUAGUGAAUCGGAUCAUGGAAUAACAUAUGAUUAUCUUAAAGAUCUUCAAUUUGCGCCUGUACAAGAUGAUGAAUUAUUAAAACGUAUUCAUGAACAACAUAGACGACAUAAAGGACAACCACCCAAUGCAGCUGAUUUACAUUUUCUUGAAAAUGCAAAAAAAUUAGCUAUGUAUGGUGUUGACAUUCAUUCUGCAGAAGAUUCGGAAAAUGUUGAUAUUAAUAUUGGUGUUUCAGCUAAUGGAAUAUUAAUUUAUCGUGACAAAUUACGUAUAAAUCGUUUUGCCUGGCCGAAAAUAUUAAAAAUAUCUUAUAAACGAAAAUACUUUUUUAUUAAACUACGACCAAGUGAUUUUGAUCGAUACGAAAGUACUAUUGGUUUUAAACUACCAACAUAUCGUGCAGCGAAAGCUCUAUGGAAAAUUGCUGUUGAACAUCAUGCUUUUUUUCGACUUCGUCGACCAGAAGAAAUUCGCAAACGACCUGUCUUACCAAGAUUUAAUUCAACAUUUCGUUACACAGGAACAUAUACAUAUCAUCAAACUCGACAAUUAUUACUUGACAGACCUAAUCCUGAUUUUGAACGAUCAUUAAGCAAACGAAUGUCAAAAAGUCUCAAUAUUUCUACAGGUGAAACUAAUCGACCAUUACCACAUCCGCAAACCAUUGAACCAUUUUUUCAAACACAUCAGAUAUCGAUUCCUGAGAAAGAUGAAGAUGAAGACACACCAACACCGGAAUAUGC